GCGCCUUGUCGCAUAAGUGGGGUCGGAGUAAUCCGUCUGAUAACAGCAAGACAAAAGGCAUCGUCCCACAUAUUCGAAAGUAUCGGCAGUAUGUCCACCACCACAACCCUCACCGAGACCACCCCCAAGCAGGUGGUCGUUGCAGCCGAUGUACCAACGGCCCUUGCCCCCGCCGAAGAAGACGCUGUCUUCCAGGCUGUUGCCCGUGGAGACCGUGCAGGGAAUAUCAAGCUGAAGGGGAUCCCCACGUUCACCGAUCCUUACAGGCAGCGCCGGUGGAUGAAAGAGCAUAUGGCCGCUGCAUUCCGCUUCUUUGGAAAGGAGGGCUACGCCGAGGGUGUUUCUGGCCAUAUUUCUAUUAGAGAUCCCGUCCUGAAAGACCACUUCUGGAUGAACCCCUUCGCCAAACACUUCUGCACCAUCAAGGCCUCUGACCUUGUCCUCGUCGAUGACGAGGGCUACGUCACCGAAGGCGGUGCCCAGUUACCCAUCAACGAGGCCGGGUUCAUGAUCCAUUCUGAAAUCCACAAGGCUCGUCCGGAUGUGAUCGCUGCGGCACACACUCACGGCGUGUACGGGAAGACAUGGAGUGCAUUUGGCAGGCCAAUUGAGAUGCUCACUCAGGACGCUUGCAAUUUCUACGGAAAGCUCAGUGUCUACAGUGACCAUGGCGGUAUCGCCUUAGCACAGGAGGAGGGUCAGCGGAUCGCCAAGGCACUGGGCAGGGAUAACAUUGCCUGUAUUCUUAAAAACCAUGGUCUCCUCACCGUGGGCCGAACCGUCGACGAAGCAGCCUUCCUCUUCGCCAGCUUAGACCAUGCCUGCCACUCGCAGUUGAUGGCUGAAGCGGCCGCUGCAAACGGUAUCCCGAAGCAGUAUAUCACCCACGAGGUUGCACAGUAUACCGCAGAUGCGGUUCAGAAUCCUCACAACUUUUACACGGAGUUCCAGCCCUACUUCGAGCAGAUUGUGGAGGAAAGCAAAGGAGAGGUUUUACAGUAGACGUCUGUCUACCUUUCUUUAUU
This is a messenger RNA of Aspergillus ochraceoroseus IBT 24754, 1025 nucleotides long. RefSeq names its product class II aldolase/adducin domain protein. The transcript has 6 exons. Gene Ontology annotation, cellular component: cytoskeleton. Gene Ontology annotation, molecular function: actin filament binding. The coding region runs from base 91 to 1002 and encodes 303 amino acids. The record is from RefSeq and is a predicted model, not a curated record. Lineage: Eukaryota; Fungi; Ascomycota; Eurotiomycetes; Eurotiales; Aspergillaceae.